Phytophthora nicotianae INRA-310 is the source of this 2622-nucleotide messenger RNA. RefSeq lists its product as hypothetical. The record is from RefSeq and is a predicted model, not a curated record. Gene Ontology annotation, cellular component: plasma membrane. Lineage: Eukaryota; Oomycota; Peronosporomycetes; Peronosporales; Peronosporaceae. Gene Ontology annotation, molecular function: oxidoreductase activity. The transcript has a single exon. The coding region runs from base 180 to 2606 and encodes 808 amino acids.
CGUGCCUCUAGCGAUUCCUGGACGCUCGACGCAUCAUGCCAUCCACCGAUCAACGGUGACCCUUUAGUCAACGGCUUGACCACUUCAUGUGACGUAAGUAUGCAGCGCAAUGCUAGAUUCGGUGGUGGGGAUGGAUCGACCAUUUCGACUUUCUCCGCUAAUCUCGAAGCUCACCGUCCAUGCCGCCGACGGAACAACGUGCACCACCUUUUGGUGACCAGCAAGAUAAUGGAGAAGCAGCAGUCCUUCGUCCAUUAUUGAACGUCAACGACAUGGGAACCAAACGUUCGCAUGGAUUGGAGACAUUAUCCAAGCCGAAAAGUUCCUCGAAAUCUCGAAUCUUGAACACUGUGGCCCACGUGAUGCUGGUGGUGUCCAUCGCUAUCUACAUUUGGGGACAGGUCAUGUACUUAUCGCCGUCGAUUCAGUUGAGCUUUAUGAACGCCAUUGGUCCGUUCUGGAGCGUUCCGCUGACUCCUCCACCUCCCGGUUCGUCACUUAAAGCCUACGGACACUACGAAAUGCUCGCUCCGACAUUCUUCGUGCUGUUCACUGUACUUCCUCUUCUCGCGAGUUUGAUCUUCUUCGAGUUUGUUCGAGACUACAACGUCCACCGUCACACAGCACGUCGAGUACUCGCUGUUUCGGCCUUGCUGCGUCGGAAACCUCCACGUGUCAAGUCGAUCCCUGGGCUACAAUGGAUGAAAGACUAUUGCUAUGGUGAACUGCUAUUCAUCGCGUUCUUGGUCAUCGGCAACGUCGUCUUGUUCGUGUAUGGGUGGAUCAAUCAACGCCGAGUAUUACCGCGUCCGGGAGAUCCGUACGACUUUAACACAGUGCUCGAACUCAGUGGCGUUGUGUUCGGCUACAGUUCCGUCUUCAACAUGGCAUUCCUCUUCUUGCCCUGUACGCGACACUGCGCUUGGAUGGAGUUUUUCAACAUUUCGUACGCGAAUGGAGUGAAAUAUCAUCGGUGGCUUGGGAUGUUGUCCAUCUAUACUGCGAUUCUACAUGCAAUACCGUUCUACUGGUUGUGGGCCCGUCAAGGCGUGUUAGCUAAGCAAGCAUUACCAUGUUUCGACUGCCAACUCGACUACUGGCACAUUGGAUAUCCCAAGUGGUUUAACGUGUUUGGGGAGAUCUCGCUCUUCUUCAUGCUCUUCAUUACCUACACUUCGCAUCCGUGGGUCCGUCGUAAUCUCUUCGAGGUUUUCUACUACGUGCAUCACCUGUACAUCCCCGCCGUGAUUUUCGCUGUACUACAUUUCAACGUGAUCGUUUGGUGGCUACUACCCACACUCGUUCUGUACUUAUCGAGUCGAGCUAUUUCGCGUUGGAACUCGCUGUUCCCGGUUCAAGUGCUCGAGUUUACUCGACUACCCGAAGGUCUGGUCAAAAUUGUGCUCGCUCGUUCGGUUGAUGGUGGCUUUGACAUUGGACAGUUCGUGUACCUGAACGUGCCUGCUAUUUCUAAGCUUCAAUGGCACGCAUUUACGAUCAGCUCUUCGCCACGCACAAGUCCGACGUCUCUGACUAUUCUCGCUAAGUCCCUGGGAGACUGGACACAUGAUCUAGUACAACAUGCACAAGAAUGUCGGGAUAAAGACCAACUUCCAGUUGUGUAUAUGGACGGCUACUAUGGCGCUUCGUUGGCUGGAUACGACGAGUAUUCCACAGUGUGUCUCAUUGGAGGUGGCAUCGGUGCUACACCAUUGUUCGCCAUACUGGAGGAUAUGGUAGCUCGACUGGAGACGCACGAUCCGUCACUGCCAAAGCAACAUGUCUUCCUGGUCUUGGCUGUUCGUGAACUUGCGCUGAUUGAAGAAGUAUCUCCGAUUUUAUCCAAGAUCAAGCACUUUGACCCACGUGGUGAGCGCUUCACCCUUCGAUUCAACGUGACUCGUACACCAAGUAAGACCAUGUUGGACACACCGAUUGACCACGACAGAUUGCGAGGCAAGACCAGUAUCAUUCAAAGCACUAACGUACAAUCACGACGAUUUAGCAGCCUGCGUGGUGCUCCGGCUCCGUUUAUCGAGCCACUUCGUUCCAAAGGCGCUAAAAUCGUUCUCUACACGGCAAUGUUUGUACCGGUCACUGUGCUGAUAUUGUGGCUCGAAUUCGACAACGGAGUGCUGAUGGAUCACGGCAACAAGACGCAGUAUUGGCCACUGCAGAAUUUUGUGGAAAUCGGAGUUGUAUUCCUCGUCCCGGUCGUGGCGUAUGCCUUGUUAAUGAUUAACCGGUGGCGACAUUCUCCACAGAGCAACAAUGUAAAGCAGUCGCCAUUGGACCACAAAGUCGCACGUUGCAGCUACUCAAGCAUUCGACCAACCUCACCAACUGAAACUAACCAACACAUUGGUGAUGGCUUAACUCUUAGGAAAUUGGGAGAUUUGGUGGAGGAGUAUGGGGUUGCUUGUGGGACUCGACCAGAUAUGGUGCAAAUUUUGCGAGAAGUACAUGAGAAGCACAACAGUACAAGCGGAACACCGAUCGGAGUGUUCAUUUCAGGGCCAGAGGCGCUAAAGACUGCAACCGAUGAUGCGAUUGCGGACUUAAGCACGCACGACUUUGAUGUUCAUGAAGAAGAAUUCGAGCUAUAAAGAGUCCAGUAAUAAG